UAAAAACUGUCUGCUACAGACGAAUCUAUAGCCGGCUAACCGAAUGGCUCUCUCAGCAAACUUCUAAAGACUUUUCUUCCUCACAACUUCUACACUCUAACACUCAUAGGUAAUGCCUAUGUCGUUUCUUUGUCUCUUCUCUCAUACCCUCCUCCCCUCUUCUUCUCUAUAAGAACCUCUUGAUUUUCUUUCUCAUAUCCUCCUCAAAAAAAAAUUAAACAACUCUUUUGUUUUUUGAAAAAUUUUCACCAUGGAAUACAAUUGCCAAGAAGACUCAAAGAGCUCAAGUGAAGAAAGUGAUCGAUCUGUGCAAAAUGAUGAUAUGGGCACUGGCAGAUCCUAUGAGUGUGUGUAUUGCAAGAGAGGGUUCACUACAGCACAAGCCUUGGGUGGUCACAUGAAUAUUCAUAGGAAGGAUAGAGUCAAAACAAGGCCUAGUUCAGUUCCUUCAGUCUCAAGCAAAGCUGAUGAAAACUAUGUGAAUCUUAGAUCAUACACAUCAAUUCAAAGCUAUCCACCACAUUAUAAUUCUACAGUUCCUGAGGUACAAGUAAGUUCUCAAGUAACUUUUCCGGUAUCUGCAUGGCAUAUGAGACCCCCACAUACACAACAUACUGAUCAUGUACAAAAUAAUCCACUGCAUCCAAAUCUGUUUGAAGAGGACUGGCGAAGAAGUCUAAGCUUGCAAGUUGGACCAACCCAUGUAGUAGUGGAACAUGAUAGAGAGAAAAGAAGAGAAGAUGGCAGUGAAGAAGAUGAUGAAUUGGACUUGGAGCUUCGACUUGGUCAUUAUCCAUAGUAUUUUAUUGAGAUUCGAUAAAGAGCUUUUAUGGAGUAUAUUAUAUCUUGCGUUGUACAGCUCUGGAAUAUACCUUACAUAUAUUUCAGAAUUUUCAUUCCUUGGAAAAUGGGGGAGAAGUUAUUAAUCGUAUUUCUCCUAUGUUACUAUGUGAUUUGGGGCUUACCAUUUUGGCAAUUGAUUGGAAGGCAUGCAAGGAGGUGCAAAAAAAUAUUCCCACUUGGAUUUCAAGCCGAAAUUAUGCAAGUACUCUUUUUCCUAGCCAUAAAUAUUAUAUCCAAGGUACUGUUUUUCCUUCAUAAUGUUAAUGCCCUAAAUUAAUUUAGGGUUCUACAUAUAUAAGAUGUUCUUAUAUAUAUAAGUCUUCUCUCUACCACCCUUCUUUUUUUCUUUUUUCUUUUCUUGUUGUCUUAAUUAUUCCUUUUUCCCUAAUACAUGUUUUUCUUAUGUCAAGCUAAAUAAUACUUGUAUACAGUUUCAUGCCUAA
Molecule: messenger RNA, 1286 nt
Organism: Quercus robur (English oak)
Lineage: Eukaryota; Viridiplantae; Streptophyta; Magnoliopsida; Fagales; Fagaceae
Product: transcriptional regulator SUPERMAN-like
Exons: 1
Coding region: 251-799 (182 amino acids)
Source: RefSeq, a predicted model, not a curated record